Molecule: messenger RNA, 1257 nt
Organism: Gadus macrocephalus (Pacific cod)
Lineage: Eukaryota; Metazoa; Chordata; Actinopteri; Gadiformes; Gadidae
Gene: ptn
Product: pleiotrophin
Exons: 4
Coding region: 37-522 (161 amino acids)
Molecular function (GO): growth factor activity
Source: RefSeq, a predicted model, not a curated record
CUCUCUCUCUCUCUCUCUCUCUCUCUCUCUCUCAGGAUGCAGGGUCAUAAGCUGUGGUCUCAGGUGGCCUUUAUCGCCCUCCUGGUGGUCGCCGUGAUGGCAACCGAUGGAGGAAAGACAGAGAAACAAGGUAAGAAGGAGCGCCGGUCGGACUGCAGUGAGUGGCAGUGGAGCGUGUGCGUGGCCAACGAGGGCGACUGCGGCCUGGGGACCCGCGAGGGGACGCGCGGCGGGGCCGAGUGCAAGCAGACCGUCAAGACCCAGCGCUGCAAGAUCCCCUGCAACUGGAAGAAGAAGUUUGGAGGGGAGUGCAAGUACGAGUUCCAGGCCUGGGGCGAGUGUGACCCAGCCACCGGGAAGAAGAACCGGACGGGGUCCCUGAAAAGAGCCCUGAUGGACGCCACUUGUGCUGCCACUGUCACCGCCACCAAACCCUGCGGGAAGACCCACAAGACCAAACUGCAAGACUCAAAGAAGCAGAAGAAGGAGGGAAAGAUACGGGAACGCACUCCGAUGGACUAGGAUGAUGACAUCACUGGCAAGGGCGAGAGGGAGAGUGAAAGAGAGGGAGCGAGAGAGGGAGAGAGAGAGAGUCCUUUAGGUUGACCGUAUAGCAACACAUCAUGUCAACAGAAACCAGUUGGGAUUCAAACCAAAUAGAAAAGUAGUUUUGACCUUGUGUUUUAUCAUCUUGUCCCUCUUUUGUUCCAGCCUGGUGAAGCCUUGUAACCCCUCGCCUUGUCCUAUUAAUCAAUUCAAAAGGUGUGUGUUUUUGUCGUAGGGCACUUCCACCUAAUCAUGUCAUCGCUGGGAUUAUUCUGUUUCUGCCCCACGGAAAACCCAACUCUGGAUAGAAAGAGUUUCAAAGCGCUGGCCAGGACGCGACAAGCAGUCCUCAUCCCCACUUAAUUAAUUUGAACAGAAAGUUGUUCUAAUGCAAUUACGAAUAUGGUUUGAGUCAGGGCUUUAUGAUUUAUUCUUUUAUCCAUUUGAGGGCUCUUUUUUUUGAUUAAUGACUUUUCUUUAUUAUAUUCCUGAUAUGAAAUAAUGCAUUGUUUUAUUUUUUUGCCCAGGGGACUGCGUUAAGCAGGCCUCUGGGUGUGUGCUGUGGGAACUUCUGUCUUGUGAUCUCUGUCGAAUUUUCCUUGUCAUUGUCAAACUUUUCUUGAAAGCUGUCGGUUUUUAACAAUGCGCUUUUCCCUGCCUACUACCUUCUGAAAUAAAUAAUAAUAAAAUAAGUAAAUUAAGAACCAAAAA